AUUGGUCACGCCAACCUGUCAGGCGAGUUUGAACUGUGACGGUACAGUGUACUGUGAUGUCGGUUUACAAAGAGAAUGCGCCAGGUUGUUUAUCCUUGACACAUUCCCCUAGUCUUCCGGAGCUAGGAAGCAAUACUGUCCUACACAAUGACUGCCAGACACCAGAGGGCAAGAAAAGGAGGCGAUUUGGUCGCCUUCGUUUGAGAAAAAGGAAACCUGCUGAACCAUCUGGUGAUCAAGCUGACACUCUUAGUCUUUGCUCUAUCUCUAGUCUUGCAAGCAUUUCAAGUGUUUCCAGUAUACGAAGUGUCAAAAGCAAGACACCACUCAGUAGAGUAACAGCACACUUUGCUCACUUAGUUGCUAGUUCACCACCAAUACGAGCUUUAAAGAGAACAUUUGACGGUGAAAACUCCAAUCCAUCCAAGAAGGCAUUUAAGCGCUAUCACAGUCCUGAAGUGAAGUACAAACCACGAGAAAAGAAGUGUUGGGUUGAAACUAUUGAAAAUUCUGAGAAUUUUAGUACAUCAGACAUCAAAAGACAAGAGGCUAUUCAUGAAUUGGUCACAACUGAAGAAGUGAUGAGAGAUGAUCUGACGAGUGUUGUUGAGUGUAUGUUUCAUCCUCUCAAGAAAAUUACGUUGUUGACUGCAGAAGAGCACAGUGCACUGUUUGGAUGUAUUGAUGAGCUGCUACCACUUCAUAAAGAUGUAGACUUGGACAUGGCUGACAUUGAACCUUACCGUUUUGAGCCUGAGCGUAGAGUAGUUGAUGAUUCUUGGGCAUAA
This is a messenger RNA of Corticium candelabrum, 788 nucleotides long. RefSeq lists its product as uncharacterized. The record is from RefSeq and is a predicted model, not a curated record. Gene Ontology annotation, biological process: positive regulation of Rho protein signal transduction. NCBI's taxonomy places the organism in Eukaryota, Metazoa, Porifera, Homoscleromorpha, Homosclerophorida, Plakinidae. Gene Ontology annotation, molecular function: guanyl-nucleotide exchange factor activity. The transcript is spliced from 9 exons. The coding region runs from base 57 to 788 and encodes 243 amino acids.